UUGAUCACACACACACACACAUCGAGAGUGAGGACGCAAAAAGAGAGAGUUCGGGAGAAAAGCAAAGAAAUCUUCGCCUAGCCUCUCUUCUCACGGUCUGCUGGUUGUUUUCUAUCCCUGAUAUGACCCUGUUCAGCCCAAGAUACACGAGCAUGAGUGGAGAGUUGAAGUCCAGCCGCUCCAGGGCAGCGAGUAAGAGGGCCAGCAACACCACUUACGGAUCAGACUUCGACCUGGAUUAUGACAGCUAUCACGAGGAAUACUAUGACAGGGUGUAUGACUAUCAGCGUGUGCCGGCAUCCCUGUCUCCUUUACCUCUGGGACCCAGUCUGGCCAAGCGAUCCCGUUCCUCCUCCUACUCCUCUGGGCACAGACGCAGUCGAGACAGAACUCACUCCAAAAGCUCCAGAGCCCACUCCACUAGUUCAACCACAGCCAAGUUGGGCAUGGAGGAGUUGCAGGUGAUUAAAAAGGAGCUGACUCUGAUAAAGACACAGAUCGAUGGGCUGCUUGACAGUCUUGACAGGAUGGACACACAGAGGAAUGACCACAAAGGGUCUCCCCUGAGAGAGGACAGUCCAGCUGGCUCCCCAUACGCUCUGUCAGCCAGCAGCCCAGAGCACUCCCUCUCCUCUCUCUCUCCACCCAGCUCCCGCCAUCGAAUCCACAGGGAGAGCCCUGACCUGAGGGAGCCUGAUGAUGACCACCAUACGAUGAGCAAUCACAGCUCUGACCCUGAGGAGGAAAUAUGAGGGAGGAAAAUGAGAAGACGUAAGAGACGUGGAUCAAGUGCCAAACACUGAGGAAGAGAACAACAACCACCAAGCCAACGCUCAUAUCAAAGGCUUCAUUCCCCAGUUGGGUGUACAUGUCAGAUAACACACUACAUGUUUAAUUGUAUCACAGCGGCUUGGUUUCUGUGACUGUACUUUAAAGUCAAACAAAAAGACUGACACAGGUGAUUAAUGCACAUACACAUAAUUAGAUCUGAUUGACAGAAAUUUGUUAGGUUGGCCUGGGAGAAUGAGGAGGAGUGAUCCUGUCUGGACAGUAAUUAUAAAGAACAGCUGGAAGCAGCAGUUUAAUUUAACUUAAAUUUAAUCUAUUCUUGUGUAGAACAUUACAGUAGACAUACAGUAGAAUAGUAUCUGUUCUACUGUAUGAGUGGGUUUGCACAAUAUUGUUGUAUUAAUCCAAAUGAGCUUACCAGUUUAUCAGUUAAACAGGCAGCAUAUACCAGUAUCAAACUACAUAUUACAGUGAUAAUUUAUGUGUAGUCAUGGGGGUUUGCUAGAAGAGUGAAUGUAUUUCUACUGCUUCAACCCCCACGCCCCACCCCCAAAAAAAGUAAUGACAAAGUGAUAUAACAUGAAACAGAAAUUAAAGCAUUUACUCUCUUCUCUUUAAAAUAACACCUUUCUGCUUAUAAAGGACCAUUAAUUAGAUAAAGCACAAACAAUGUAAAACCAGAAAUAUGAAUUAAUUAUGAGCUCUUAUAAACCAAGUAAACAGCUUACUUUCAUAUUACUGUCAGUUUCAGAAUGAGGGUCAAACGGGAAUAUUGUGGGAUUGUACUGUAAAAAAAAAAAUUCCCUCUGUGGCUCUCAAACGGUUUUGACUAGUGAAAGCAAAAGAAAUGUGUUUAUCUCUCAAGAGGGCUUUCUGUUGACACUCAACUCAAUACUUUCUCUUUAUACUUUACUUCUAAGAUAUCAGAAUUCAGCUAUUCAGUAAAAAAAAAAAAAAAUAGUAAUCCUCGAGAGAGUGAAUAAUCACACUGAUCAUUCAGGAGAGAAAAAAAGAGCGUGAUUUCUGUUUCAG
This is a messenger RNA of Toxotes jaculatrix (banded archerfish), 1821 nucleotides long. Its product is annotated as heterogeneous nuclear ribonucleoprotein C. Gene Ontology annotation, molecular function: RNA binding. Gene Ontology annotation, cellular component: nucleus. NCBI's taxonomy places the organism in Eukaryota, Metazoa, Chordata, Actinopteri, Toxotidae. The record is from RefSeq and is a predicted model, not a curated record. The transcript is spliced from 7 exons. Bases 123 to 752 code for a protein of 209 amino acids.